Molecule: messenger RNA, 2773 nt
Organism: Puntigrus tetrazona (Sumatra barb)
Lineage: Eukaryota; Metazoa; Chordata; Actinopteri; Cypriniformes; Cyprinidae
Gene: angptl1a
Product: angiopoietin-like 1a
Biological process (GO): cell surface receptor protein tyrosine kinase signaling pathway
Source: RefSeq, a predicted model, not a curated record
CCGAGAGUUCCUCAGUCUCCAGAAAGCAGCUGAAGGCUUCCAGAGCCAUGCCACUGCCUCAGAUCCCGUGAACCCUAGGACAGGAGCUAGCUACUGGGCUGAGCUGGGUCCUGGACACUGGGGAUCCAAUUCCACAGGAGCUUUGAGGAGGAGGAGGUGGCCUUCAAAUCCUGAGAUACAAGAGAUGCAUGCAGCUUUAAGGACUUUUAGAGAGCCACAGGGAGAAUAAGGAAUCACGGAAGACGACAAGGACCGGUGGACAUCAACCCGAAAACAAAGGUGAAGCAUUGGAUUUACCUCUCUGUGGAGGUGGAGGAAAAGAAGGGUAAACAGAAGACAGAAACUAACAAAAAGCAGGUGAGGUGAUAACAGAAGCAACCAUGAGAGAUGUAACAUGGUGCAUGGGCAUUAUGCUCUGGCUCUCCAUCUGCUUGUUCGGCAAGAGCCACUCAGGAAAUGCACUCACGCAAUCACGUCAACGACGAGCACCUGUCGAUGACUCUAAGAAGUGCUCCUACACUUUCCUGGUGCCACAGCAGAGGAUUACAGGUCCAAUCUGCGCCUCUGCAACAGGGCCCGAGCCAGACAAAGACCGGGUGACACGUAUGGACAUUGCUGAUGUCCGGGAGGUCCUAUCCAAGCAGAGGCGUGAGAUUGAGAUGCUGCAACUAGUGGCGGAUGUGGACGGGAACUUGGUAAAUGAAAUGAAGCUUCUGCGCAAAGAGUCUCGUAACAUGAAUUCCCGAGUGACACAGCUUUACAUGCAGCUGCUUCAUGAAAUUAUCCGCAAGAGGGACAACUCCCUGGAGCUGGCGCAACUGGAGAACCGUGUGCUGAACGUCACCACGGAAAUGCUCCGACUGGCCUCCCGUUACAAAGAGCUGGAGCUACGUUUUGCAGGACUUGCUGCCACGGUUAACAACCAAUCUGUGCUCAUUGCUGCCCUGGAGGAUCGUUGUCUUCAUGGAUAUGGGCGCCAAGAUCUGCCCGCAGUUCCACCGCUAGUGCAGGUGGUGCCAGAGAGCAUUCCAGCAAACAAUAAUCGCUUCACCAAUGAGAUUCAGAGAGACCACAACAACAGAGCCUUUCCUAGAGGAUCACGAAUGGAUGCCCCUACACCUGACCCACUGGGAAUCCCACCACCCCCACAGGGCACCCUUACCUCAGAUGGCCCAUUCAGAGACUGUUUCCAGGUGCGGCAGGCAGGACACACCACCAGUGGGAUGUAUCUGCUGAAGGCAGAGGGCAGUGAUAGACUGAUUCAGGCCUGGUGCGAACAUAAAUUAGACAAUGGAGGCUGGACCGUUUUUCAGCGAAGGAAAGAUGGCUCUGUCAACUUCUUCAGGAACUGGGAAAACUAUAAGAAAGGCUUUGGGAACAUAGAUGGAGAGCACUGGCUGGGCUUGGAGAACAUCUAUAAUCUAGCCAAGCAAGGGGACUACAAAUUGCUGGUGGAGCUGGAGGACUGGGUUGGAAAAAAAGUGUAUGCCGAGUACAGCAGCUUCCAUCUGGAGUCUGAGAGCGAGGCCUUCAGGAUGAGACUGGGCACCUACCAGGGCAAUGCUGGAGACUCCCUCACGAGCCACAAUGGAAAACCCUUCACAACGCUUGACCGGGAUAAAGAUGCCUUUACAGGCAACUGUGCUCAUUUCCACAAAGGUGGCUGGUGGUACAACGCUUGUGGUCAAACGAAUCUGAACGGUGUGUGGUACUCUGGAGGUGUGUAUCGCAGCAAGUUUCAGGAUGGGAUCUUCUGGGCGGAGUAUGGGGGUGUCUACUCGCUCAAAUCAGUCCGUAUGAUGAUCCGGCCAAUAGACUGAGGUUCACCACGGGACCUCACCCUCUAACCAAAUCCCCAAUGAGUCUAAAUUGCUUGAAUGUACUCAUAAUUCACUUCAGCACUUAUUUAUAAUCACACAUUCAUGUUUAUGAGGACUGACAUGUAUAGCACAGUAUAGACGGAGUAUGCGUAAGAACUAGAAGUUGGACGACCAUAUGGUCAACUUCAGCAUUUUCUGGUCUUUUCCAAAUCCUACAUUUUUCUUCACUGCUGUCCACUGCUUGAGUCUUCCUCACUACCUGGACUGAUGCCAUCAAAUCCACAAUCACGGGUUUUUAAAUCAAAGAUCUUCGCAACUUACCAGAUUCUGGCCUCUGGCUUUGGAGGUGUCUGUAACAGUAAGGACUGGCACUGGGCUGAACCGUUCGCCAUGAUCGUAAUGUUGGUCUGUAAAUAUACUUUUUUUUUUAUAUUUGUUCAUUUUUGUAAGAGUUAAUUUAAGGACUCGCCUCCAAUCCGCAUUAAUCAUUUGUUAUUUAUAUAUCAGUGAUCUGUAUUUAUGACAGUUAUAAUCCUCCAACCAUCUAUUAUGAUGUACCAAUGUGCUCUGGACAAGUUUUUGUAUACUUUUACCAACAGAGAGAGGCUAUUAUAUUUGACUCCAGGGUUGUAAUAACCAUGGGAAUUGAAAGGGACAAGUCCCCCAACAUCUAUUUUAAAGGUCAAUAAGUAUACAUUUUUCACAACUAAAUCUUAAAUUCAGUGUUAUUUUCUUUAUAAUAUGACAUUUUCAGUUGAAAGAUAUUCAGGCAACAUGAAGGUUUUUUUUAAUUACUGAAUACCCUAUGCAGCCUAAAUGAUGUCAGAGAUGAAGUUGUUUUCGGAGUAAAAUGGGCAAAUCAUUACAUUUUAAAGAUUAAAGAUUCAGAAUUUAGAAUGUGGCCUCUUUUUAAUGAAUGAGUUUGAAUAAACAGAAAGUGAACCGGAAUUAAA